Molecule: messenger RNA, 1914 nt
Organism: Rotaria socialis
Lineage: Eukaryota; Metazoa; Rotifera; Eurotatoria; Philodinida; Philodinidae
Source: the annotation of a GenBank genome assembly
AUGCAUCGUGUAUGUUACAUUACAAAUUGGUCUCGAUAUCGAUCUGGUGAAGCAAAAUUUGAAAUUGAAUUUGUUGAUCCAUUUAUGUGUUCUCAUAUUAUCUAUGCUUAUGCAACUGUCGAUGAACAGAAACCAGAAAUUAUACCAAUACAAAAAGAUGAUCUUGAACAUUAUCGAGAACUUUCUUUACUAAAAAGAGCAAAUCCAAAUUUGAAAAUAUCUAUUCGAUUAGGAGGCAAAGUUUCUCAAUAUACACGAUAUUUAAAACAUUCAAAAAUGGCUGCACAACUUGUUCGUAGUAUUAUUUGGUAUAUGGCAACUCAUGGUUUUGAUGGUGUCGAUAUAGCACUUGAAUUUAUCGAUGGUGACAAUCCAGAAGAUAAAGUAGCAUUAACAACAUUGAUUGAGGAAUUAGCCAAACAAAAACGAUUAAUGUUACGAUCAAUGAUUACAUUAACAGCUGCACCAUUUGUAGAAAAUCUUUUGAAAGUUUACGAUAUUGAAAAAAUUGGACAUCUUGUAGAUUAUAUUAAUUUGAUGACGUUUGAUUUCUAUGGUCCAUGGGAUGAGAAAACAGGUGUCUUUGCACCAUUAUAUCAUCAGCAUUAUCAAGUAGAAGCUGAAUCGCUUCGUAAUGUUGAUGGACUUGUAAAAUUAUGGUUGAGCCUUGCUAUACCACGAAAUAAACUUAUUAUUGGUAUUCCAGCUUAUGGACGUUCAUUUACAUUAUCCAGUCGACAAACGAGUCUUCAUGCACCAGCUAAUGGUCCCGGCUAUCCAGGUCGAUAUACAAAAACGCGAGGUUUUCUUUCUUAUUAUGAGGUUUGUGAAAAAGGACAAUCUCAAGCUUGGCAACGCAUAUGGUUGGAUUCAGAAAAGGCAUGGUAUAUGACAAAUGGUGAUCAAUGGAUUACGUAUGAAGAUGUUGAUUCGGCAGCACUUAAAGCACAAUAUGCAAAAGCAGAACAAUUGGGUGGAGUCUUUAUUUGGAGUAUUGAUAAUGAUGAAUUUUCUGGUUUCUUCUGCAAUACGGAACCAUUUCCAAUAACGCGACAAGUUUUUUCGACACUUAAUCUUCCUGUACCAGCAACAAUGGCAACAUCACUUGCUAUUCAACAACGAAUUCCAUCUAUAAUUGCUCCUGUAACUGUUGCUCCGACAGUUCGUUUUAUUAAUGUGCAAGCUCAAAAUGCGCCCGUAUCAUCAGCAGUGCCCAAUAAUUUACAACAAUUAUUAAGUGCUCUUAGUGCUCUAUCAGCAACAUCAACUUAUGCAUCUAUUCCUGAACCAUCAGCCCCACCGCCAGUAGCACAUCAAACAUAUAAUGCUGAAUAUAUAUGUGCUCGGCAUCAUGCUGGUCGUAAUGGAAUUUAUCGUGAUCGCACAAAUUGUUCAAUAUUUUAUUUUUGUGAAGGCACUGAUUUAGCUUCAUUGCGUUAUCAUAUAUUUUUUUGUCCGGCUGGGCUAGAAUUUUCCAUGGAUGCAUGUACCUGUGAUUGGCCAACGGGUCGUGCAUGUCAAACGACAAGUGAAACAUUUUGUGUAUCACAUUCUGUACGGAUAACAACGACAACCACAACAACCACAACAACAAAACCAACAACAGCUCAAUCAAAUAUUCCUCAAUCUGCAUUGAUUGCAUUAAAUGGCUUAGGUCAAUUGCUAGGCGUAUCAGGUGGUUCAACACCAAUGUUUGAUUGUGCUGGUCGACGAUCUGGUCUGUAUCGUGAUAUGUAUGAUUGUACAAAAUUCUACUUCUGUACAACAAAUAAUCAAGCAGCAGACGGUGGAUUACUUCGAUAUGAUUUUGUUUGUCCAACAAACUAUGCAUUUAGUAUGACAACAUGUCGAUGUGAACUUGGACAAAGUCAUACAUGUCAUACAUUAACAAAAACUGAUUGUCUUCUUUUAUAA